This is a messenger RNA of Ceraceosorus guamensis, 546 nucleotides long. RefSeq lists its product as hypothetical. The record is from RefSeq and is a predicted model, not a curated record. NCBI's taxonomy places the organism in Eukaryota, Fungi, Basidiomycota, Exobasidiomycetes, Ceraceosorales, Ceraceosoraceae. The transcript is spliced from 2 exons. Bases 1 to 546 code for a protein of 181 amino acids.
AUGAAUUCCUUGGCACCUACCUAUCUCGCCCCGCCUCCACAGACGGAGAACAGCAAUUUUGCUUCGAACCCUUCGCAUCUCCAUCGUUACGUACCCUCUGUGCAACUUCCAUGCGCCAAUCAGGACGCAGACGCAUUGACGCACGACGGCAAGCAAGAUUCGGCGUCCAGCACGUAUGACGCGAAUGCGAACGGAAGACUGCUGCUGCGAAUGAAGCAUGCUGAGGAUGAGCCGCUGGAUUUGAGGACAUUGAAAGAUCCGAGCAGCGAGGCGGAAGAUGCGUCUACCGUGGCAGAGGCGGCCAUUCAUCAGCCCGAACUGGCCAUCCAACAACUUUUAGCUACUUACAAUGCAGCCAUUGCGCGCGUCAUUGCUUAUGAUGGAUUCCUGUGGUCCACUCCAGGCGUGACGUUGGCAGCUCAUGCCUUCCUCUUUAGCGUAGCUCUAGCCGGUGUCAACUCUCAAGCAGCGCGCAUCAUUUCAAUGUCCCUCAGCGUGCUCAUCAGUUUCAUCAUCCAUCAAGUAUUUGCGCGACACAGACAGUGA